AUACACACCCGUGUUCCAUAUGAUAUAUAUAGCCAAAAAAGAAAGACUCCCAAGCCCGAUCUCUUUUUUUCGUUGGAUAUGUUUGACCCGCUUCGGUUUGCCUACGGUGGUUCCUUCACUUCCCGAGCAUCUAGUUUCUCGGUGCUGCACCACCGACGAGUCGCACCAUGUCGCUACAGGCUGUACCUUCAACGCCUGCAACGAGCCACCAGUUUGGUGGACCAGCGACCACCGCUGCUGAAUACCAAGACCCAGGGCGGAUUCAAUGUCCUGCAGCAGGAUGCCCGCAGCUUUCUGGAUCGGACCAAUGAAAACGUGCGCCUGCUAAUGAAUCUGGCGAAGAUUAAGCGAACUGGCGGCAUCAUUGACUCCAUGGAAGCUCCACCGGUCGUCCCCACAUCGGCUCUUCCCCUGAUGCUGCAAAGGCUGGACUUGGUGGAGCAUCAGAAUCUGUUAUUGGGUCGCCGGCUGAUGAGGAUCCAGGGACGCAAGCGUACUACGAGCCAUCGAAAAUGGCCCAAACGGCCAUCGCUAACGAGUACUGCCGGGUGUCCCAGUGUGAUGACCAAUCGAUCGGUUCUGGCAGAUAGUGAGGUGUUCACCAAGUACAAUGGCUGGGAUCUGGAUCUGCCCACCGACAACUUCGAGCUGAUGCGACUACUCCGGCCCAGAAUUGUGCUGCAUUUCGGGCUGAUGGACGGCAGGCCAUUGGGCCAGGUGGUGGUGCAGCUGUACACAGAGGCUGCGCCGCUGGUGGUGCUGCAGUUCGUCCGCACCUGUCUGGCCCAGAGGUCGCACGAGUUCGCCGUGCGCCGGAUCUUUCCGCAUCUCUGGCUGGAGGGCUAUCUCCUGGGCAGCUGCAAGAGCCCGGCGCGCUCUAUGCCCUCCCUGAAGGAUCCCAUGGAGUUCGAUACGCGCGUGGUGAAUCACGGGCGCUUCGGUUGCGUUUUGUCCUGCGCCAAGGAGUACUGCGUCCGUGGAUUCCCCGGUGGGGCCAUCAAUUUCAGCAUUAGCUUUAAGCGCCUGCCGGUGGCCAAGGGUCAGCGCGUGGGUUUCGGACGGGUGAUACGCGGCGACAAGGUCAUCGAGGCCAUGGAGGCCCAUGGCACCAAAAAUGGCAAGAUCAGCCGGCCAUUGCUCAUCACCCACUGCGAUGCGCUGUAGCAAAAAACAUCGGGUUUUUGGGAUACUUCUGGUCUUAAUCGGCAGAGAACUUCAUCUGAUAUUGGAUGAUACUCUGCGGGGUGAAACCAGAAGUCUUCCAGAGGCUCCUUGAAUGAUUAUGGCCACUGAAGACCCAAAGAAGCUGAAGGAAAUCAGUGGGAUUACCGAUUUACUGUCCUAAGCACCAAAGUUACUUGUGAAAAACACACAUUUCCGUUUAAAUGUUUUUAGUUCUGAUCCCCAAAAGAUAUCCCUUUUA
This is a messenger RNA of Drosophila subpulchrella, 1423 nucleotides long. RefSeq lists its product as uncharacterized. The coding region runs from base 79 to 1164 and encodes 361 amino acids. Lineage: Eukaryota; Metazoa; Arthropoda; Insecta; Diptera; Drosophilidae. Gene Ontology annotation, molecular function: peptidyl-prolyl cis-trans isomerase activity. The transcript has a single exon. The record is from RefSeq and is a predicted model, not a curated record. Gene Ontology annotation, biological process: protein peptidyl-prolyl isomerization.